AUGGUAUCCGAAAAAAUAUUGAUUACCACUGAGCUUUCAAUUUUUUUUCUCCUUUUCUCAUUGGCUUUCUUUCUGUUUCUGUCUCUGUCUUCAUUUCUCUCUGUCACUGUCUGUGUUUCUGUCUUUGUUCUCUCAGUCUCUCCGCCAGCUUCUAUCAGUCUUUCUGGUUGUCUCUUUUACUUUCUUCAAAUCCCUGUCUCUUUCUUUGUUUCAAUAUCUGGCAUUGUUCUGUCACAGUCUCUGCCAGUUUCUAUCAGUCCUGUUUCGAUUGCUUUCUGUUUCGAUUCCUGUCUUUGUUCUAUUAUAGUCUCUGCCAGAGUCUGUCAGCCCUUCCGUUUCUGUCUUACUUUCUCCUUUGAUUUCUCCUUUUGGGUGAGUCACGUUUCUAUCAGCCUUUCUAUUUCUCUCUCUCUCUCUCCCUCUCUCUCUCUCUCUCUCUCUCUCUCUCUAUCUAUCUAUCUAUCUAUCUAUCUAUCUAUCUCACUCUCUUUCGAGUUUUUCUGUCAGUUUUUCUGUUUCUGCCUCUGUCUGCCUGUGUUUUUCGUUUUCUCUAUUUAUUCUGACACGCAGUUUCUGUAUUUGUUUUGGCAUUGUUUCUGGCAGUUCUUCUGUUUCUGUUUCUCUCGAUUUCUAUCUUUCUUUUCUCUACCUCUGGCUGUUACUUUAAGGACUACUUUUCCUCAAUCACCCCCUCUCUCUCUCUCUCUCUCUCUCUCUCUCUGUGUCUCAUUUCAUUUACUCCCUCUAUUUCUCUCUAUUUCAGUUUCCGCCCUUGUUCUGGAGCUCACUCUCUGUUACUGUAGGUCCCACUGUUUGCGUUAUUUUCUGUUUCGAUUUCUAUCUUCUCUGUUUCUUCCUGUUUCUGUCAGUCUCUCUUUCUUUCUUUCUCUUUCUCUCCCUCUCUCUCUCGCUCUCUCUAUCCCUCUCUUUCUCUUUCCAUUUUUGGCCAGUAUCUCUGUUUCUAUCUUUGAACUUCUCUUCUAUUUUUCUCCCCUUCAUUCUCUUACUAUUUCUGUUUCGUUUUGCUUCCGUUUCUGCCUAUGA
Acanthosepion pharaonis is the source of this 1044-nucleotide messenger RNA. The record is from the annotation of a GenBank genome assembly. NCBI's taxonomy places the organism in Eukaryota, Metazoa, Mollusca, Cephalopoda, Sepiida, Sepiidae.